CAAAAUCAACAAGUUUGAAAAGAUGUUUUCUUUAAAGUGUUCAAAAUUCUGUCCAAGAUGAGCAUGGAGGGAAUAAUUGUGAAUAUACUUCUAUUUGUAAGAUCUACUGUAAGUGCAAAUAAAGAUGCCAGGGCAAAGAAUACAGAAAAAAUGUAAAAUGAUUAAAUGCGCUACUGAACUGUGUCAUAAAUAUUUUUGUGUAUGGGACUGUAUAUAUGUGAAGUGUUAGUUUGUUGUUUUUGUGGAAGCAGUACCCACAAUAGAAUUCCAAAUAGAAUACGGAAUUAUAGAAUCGUCUCGUCACCAUAGUUUCCGGAAUAUGAUGUCACUUUGGUAAAGGUGAGGUUAAAUCCUUACACACCAACGCUUCAUUUAUUCUGUGUUGAGACAAGACACACAAGGGAGCGAAAAUGAGGUUUUGCUUUUUCAGUUCUGUGGAUAGUGUUGAUAGCGAUGGAAAUGAAAUUAAUAACCCCAACAAAGAGGAAAAGAAGGGGAAGAAAUUCAGCUGGUGGAAGAAAAAGAAGUCAUCUAAAACAGACGAAGAAGGUAAUGAUGAUCUCCCUUGGAUAAAGGAGAACAUCUCCAGAGUUGGAAAUGAAAUUAAUAACCUCAACAAAGAGGAAAAGAAGGGGAAAAAAGUCAGCUGGUGGAAGAAAAAGAAGUCAUCUAAAACAGAGGAAGCAGGAGAUGAUGAUCUCCCUUGGAUAAAGGAAAACAUCUCCAAAGCUGGAAAUGAAAUUAAUAACCCCAACAAAGAGGAAAAGAAGGGGAAGAAAUUGAGCUGGUGGAAGAAAAAGAAGUCAUCUAAAACAGAGGAAGAAGAGGGAUCCAUGGUGAAGGUGGAUGGAGAAGUUGUUCUUGAAGCCGUUAUGGAGAUCCUCAAUGUGGUCCACCAAAUUAUCGACCUCCCUCAGGGAGCAGUGCCUGUGGAAGUGGAAGCUGGAGCUUCUGGGACAGUAAGCUGGAACGUGAAGCCUCAGAAACUACUGGGGGGCACCAAGGAGCAGACGCCUGGUCGAUCGAAUAGUGAACUCAUGUCUGUUUUCCAACAGAGGACAAAUGCUUACUGGAUCGUGUUUUCAUGAGCACAAAAAGUGUACAAGGCUACUCACUCACAACUGUGGAUCCCAUAGGCGUAAGAGCCCCACACAUUUCAAAAUGUAGGUUUUGUCCCUCCCCCAAAUACACACUUUUUCCUUUUCUAACAAAAAAUAGUCUAUACAUGAAUGUGUUUGAUGAACAGAUAAAAAGAAAGAAUAGCUUCUAGCGCCAGGAUUGCGAAAACGCCAAACAGAUAUCCCAUUGGUGUAGAGAAAUAAUUUAAUGGUAUGUGUUGAUUUAGAUUUAGAUGGUAGUUCUGACAGAACUGCGGUCUAAAGAGGAGGACAUUACACAGUUCAUAUCUCCUCCUAACAUCAAAUAAUGUGUGUCAAGAUUUGGUAGUCUAAAGAUGACGUUUGUAAAAAAAAAAAAAAAAAAAAAAAAAACAUGCUAUCAUCAUAAUUUGGUGCAUACACAUUAGUCAGUACUACUGAUAUAUCACACAGUUUACCUACUACUAUGACAAACUGACCCCCGGGAUCUGCCUCAACCAUUGAAGCCUUGAAUGGGGUAUUUUUAUCAGUAAGAAUUGCCAUAGCCCUAGAUUUAGAAUUAAAAUUAGAGUGAUAUAACUGACCUAGCCACUCGCUGUUCCAUCUAAAAUGGUCUGUUUUACAGAAAUGGGUUUUAUGUUGGAAGGUGAUCCCCACUUUAAGUUGUUUCAAAUGGAAAAGUUCAAUUCAGUUCAAUUCAAUUUUAUUUGUAUAGCGCUUUUUACAAUAGACAUUGUCUCAAAGCAGCUUUACAGAAAUAGAAAAGUACUUUUCUACGUUUGACAGGGUGAUUUAAGGACUUGACAUUCCAAGUAACAAAAUAUAUAUUGCAGCCUGCUGACCUACUUGCUGUAUGAAUCUUUUUUUUUUUAAAUGAUAAAUUAGACAACAAAAACAGUCACAGUCACACAUUUAAGUGAUAUGGUGAAAUCUCAGUGUAGCAAGCACUAACCCCCCACCACCCCCAUGCUCCUACGCCCCUGGUAGUCCCAGAAUGCAUUUUGUGAUAUGCUGGUUUGAAAAACUGUUAAACAUUUUUCUUUAAAGACAAAAAACUUUAUUAUUAUCUGUAGAUAAUGUAUAUUUUUGCCAUACAAGUCCAUAUUUACACCAAUCAGCCAUAACAUUAAAACCAUUGACAGGUGAAGUGAAUAACAUUGAUUAUCUCAUUACAAUGGCACCUGUCAAGGGGUGGGAUAUAUUAGGCAGCAAGUGAACAGUGAGUCCUUGAAGUUGAUGUGUUGGAAGCAGGAAAAAUGGGCAAGCAUAGGGAUCUGAGUUAAUUUAACGAGGGUAAAAUUGUGAUUGCUAGACAAGCAGGUCAGAGCAUCUCCACGGGUCUUGUGGGGUGUUCCCGCUAUGCCUACCAACAACGGUCCACUGAAGGACAACCGGUGAACCUGGCGACAUGGUCAUGGUUGCCCGAGGCUCAGUGAUGCACGUGGGAACGGAAGGCUAGCCUGUCUGGUCCGAUCCCACAGAAGAACUACACUAACACAAAUUACUGAUAUGAUGGAAAGGUGUCAGAACACACUGCAAAAAAUUGUUCAGGAGCAGUUUGAGGAACAUGACUUCAAGAGUUCAAGGUGUUGACUUGGCCUCCAAACUCCCCAGAUCUCAGACUUAAUAACAAUGUUGUUAUUAGUAUUAUUAUUGCUGUUAUUGUGUACCGUGUUUUUGUUUUUUUCUUUAAGGAAGAAUAUUUUUUCUAAAUUGUUUUAAAUCUUAAAAUGUAUUCUUUGCUUCAUUGUAUAUUAAAUCAAAAUGUUCAAACAUGA
Ictalurus punctatus (channel catfish) is the source of this 2875-nucleotide messenger RNA. RefSeq lists its product as uncharacterized. The coding region runs from base 411 to 1088 and encodes 225 amino acids. NCBI's taxonomy places the organism in Eukaryota, Metazoa, Chordata, Actinopteri, Siluriformes, Ictaluridae. The transcript has 3 exons. The record is from RefSeq and is a predicted model, not a curated record.